AUGUCAGAAAACUUCCAACGACAAAAUCAAAAUCAUGCUACUAAUCAAGCUCAGAAUUUAAAUGGUAUCCAACCAAACAGUAUUAUUAAUUAUCCGGUACAUGAAUUAUCUAUUAAUGACAUUUUGUUAUCAAAAAAUUAUUUAGAUGAUUAUCAAAGAUUAUAUUUCGUAUCAUGUUUUAUUAAAUUCUUUAAAAAUGGUACUAGAAAUUUAUCAAUCACAAAUGAUUUAAAUAUUAAAAAAACAAUUUAUAAAUCAAAUGUAGCCCAGAUUUUUAAUAAUUCAAAUGACAAUAAUCAAACUGUCACUUUUAAAUUAUUAAAUUGUUUCGAAUAUCAAUUCCCGGAUUUACAAAAAAAUCAAUUAAAUGACAAUGAUUUGAAUUCUCUAACUUAUUUAACAAAAGAUAUUAAGGAAAAAUUGUCAAUCCCACAUACUAUCUACAGUAAAAAAAAUUUACAAUUGUUUAUUAAUUCAAAUAUACCAAAUUUACAUAAUAAUGGCAAUCCAAGCACAACAGACUUAACCACGAAUGAAGAAAAUGAAAAAGGAUCACAAGAAAUAGCAAUAAAUGAUUCAAAUUUAAAUUCAUUAUCCAAAAAUCAUCAAUUUAAAUUAAAUAAUAAUAAUGAAACACUUAUUAACCCAAAUAAUUAUAUUAUUUGGACUUAUGACACAGGUUAUGUCUUCUUAACUGGUAUUUGGAGAUUAUACCAAGAUGUCAUGAAAGGUUUGAUUUAUUUGAAAAGAUACACCGAUGAGAAUGAAAAUAUGAAUAAUAAUAAGAAUAAUAAAAAUAAAAUUCCAAUAAAUAAAGAAUUAGAAAAGGAUUAUAUUAAUGAAACUUGUAUCGAUGAAUUCGAAUUCGUAAUGAAUCAUGUAUUCUACGAUGAUUUAACAAAUUUAGAUUUUGAUACAAUACACGCUAAAAAAAGAAGAAGAAGUGCAACAAAAUUUAAUAAUUUAGUUAAUCCAAUAAAUUUGAAUGAAUCGCAUUCAAAUCCUAUUUCGAAUCCAAAUUCGCCAACAUCACAUUCCCCAUAUCCAACUUCGGGCACUAAUUAUACUGACUUACAUUGGAAUAAUAUUUCAAAUGAAUUAAAAGAUUUCUUAUUGAUUACUUUUAAAGAUUAUUUGAGAAUUAAAAGGAAUUUACCAGAAAGUCAAUUGACUAAUUUGACAAUUUAUGAUUUAAUUCAAAGAAUUAGAGGUGGUUAUAUUAAAAUUCAAGGUACUUGGUUACCAUGGGAAAUUUCAAGAAUUUUAUGUAUAAGAUUUUGUUACCCAAUUAGAUUUCUAUUGGUACCUCUUUUUGGACCAGAUUUCCCAAAAGAUUGUGAAUUUUGGCAUAAAAAUAUACAGCAAAAAUUAUUAUACAACAAUGGGAAUAUAGCUACAGUUACAACUACAACUACAACAAAUAUUAAUGAUUCAGUAACUAUUUUAAAUAAUGAAAAAAUUACAAAUAAUUACAAAAAAAUUCAGAAACCAAAUGAAAAAGAAAUCCCUGUGACUCAAGUAGCAAAGCCAUUCAAGAAAAGAAAGAAAAGGGUAUCCAAAAGUAAGAAAAUUUCUGAACCAUUAAAAAAAAGAAAUGCAAAGGUUAUGAAUAUUAGAAACCAUUUAACGAAGGCGUUUAAGGUUCUAUUAAAAACUGCUCAAAUGAAAAGGCCCUUAAAAAUGCCACUUACAGAUUUAAAUUUUGCAAGAUAUAAAUCAUACCAUUAUCAAGGUAAUUUAAAUUUUUUCCUAGUAACAAUUCCAACAUUGAGAAAAAAUAUUCAUUCUAAUAAUUUAAAACUGCCAUCAUUAAAUUAUACCUUGUCAGAUAACUCUGACAAUAAAUCAAUUAAUACAGAUAUUAUUAUCGAAGGCCAGCUAAAAAUGCAAAGACAUAUACAAGGACAACAACGGCAACAGAUGCUUGAAAAUAAAGCUAAACAGCAAGAAUUAGCAACUUUUAUGAGAAAAAAGAGUAGUACUAUGCCAUCAGCAACCAUAUCACCAAGAACUUCGGUAUCUCAUGUGCCAUUGUAUAUUGGUCAUCAUCCUGUGAAUCGUCAAUCGCAAGAUUCUAUAGAACCUAAAAUGUCAACAGCUAUAAAUUCACAAUAUUAUAGGACCAAUGGUCAUAGAUAUUCAUAUCCAAUGAAUGUCAGAUAUUCUUCCACAGGCAGUAUUUCCAAUGACGAAAGAUUUUCUCUGUCUUCAAAUAAUAAUAUUAAUCAGGAUACAGAUAAUAGAAGUUCUAUGAAUGCCAACUAUUUGUAUAAUAAUGGUCAAGGAUUAGAAAGACCAAGGCUACAAUUUGUUUCACAAGUGCCAAGGUCAAAUAACUGGGCAAAUUAUCCAAUACCGUUGACGCAACAUGUCGGUUACUCCCACCAAAAUGGCUCACAACCACUGUUUGAAAAUAAUCAUAUGAUGAAUAAUAAUAACAUUCAUUAUGACAAUAAUGGUAGAAUUAUUAUGAUGAAUAGAAACAGUGUUAAUCAAAAUAAUCACAAUCCUAGCAUACCAUUUAAUGUUGAACAGCAAGAUGUGUCAUCAGGUUCUGUUCGUAGCGGCUUGAGCGGAAGUAAUUUUGUACCAAGGUUUAAUGCGGAACAAACUCAACAAAAUGUGUUGGCCUGGAGAAAUUGGUUAAACGGUACUCGAUAA
Messenger RNA from Vanderwaltozyma polyspora DSM 70294, 2661 nucleotides. RefSeq names its product Xbp1p (gene XBP1). The coding region runs from base 1 to 2661 and encodes 886 amino acids. Gene Ontology annotation, molecular function: DNA binding. NCBI's taxonomy places the organism in Eukaryota, Fungi, Ascomycota, Saccharomycetes, Saccharomycetales, Saccharomycetaceae. The transcript has a single exon. The record is from RefSeq and is a predicted model, not a curated record.